Molecule: messenger RNA, 813 nt
Organism: Gracilinanus agilis (Agile Gracile Mouse Opossum)
Lineage: Eukaryota; Metazoa; Chordata; Mammalia; Didelphimorphia; Didelphidae
Gene: FXN
Product: frataxin
Exons: 5
Coding region: 7-663 (218 amino acids)
Biological process (GO): intracellular iron ion homeostasis; iron incorporation into metallo-sulfur cluster
Cellular component (GO): mitochondrion
Molecular function (GO): 2 iron, 2 sulfur cluster binding; ferric iron binding; ferrous iron binding
Source: RefSeq, a predicted model, not a curated record
AGUAACAUGUGGAGGCCUAGGCUGGAAGUGUUCUCGGGUCUCCUGGCCCAGGCGGUUCCGCGGAGGCCUUGUAGGGCCGAGCCACGCAUGUUGCAAAAGUCGGUGCCGGGGCCUGGAACGGCUCUGCUCUGCAGCCUCCCUGCCCUCGCAACAGGGCCCGUAGCUGUAGCUUCCUGGUCUCCGGGACAGUUCAAUUCUCAGUUUCAAGGCUUCAGAGGCCAGAUUCCAAAGGUCAAAAAGCAGAGCAUUCAUUUGAUGAAUUUGAGGAAAUCAGGAACUUUGGGUGACAAAAAUUCACUGGAUGAAACCACUUAUGAAAAACUUGCAGAGGAAACACUGGACUCCUUAGCAGAUUUCUUUGAAGAUCUCGGAGACAAGCCUUUCACAUCUAAGGAUUACGAUGUUUCUUUCGGGAGUGGUGUUCUAACAAUAAAGCUGGGCGGCGACCUGGGAACCUACGUGAUCAACAAACAGACCCCCAACAAGCAGAUCUGGUUGUCUUCUCCAUCCAGUGGUCCCAAACGCUACGACUGGACAGGGAAGAAUUGGGUAUAUGUUCAUGAUGGAGUGUCCCUCCACGAACUGCUGGAAAUGGAGUUUUCUCAAACCUUGAAAACUCAAUUAGACUUGUCUUCCCUGGUCUAUUCUGGAAAAGACACUUGACGUAAUCUAAUUUUCAAAGACACUGAGAACUAUAGACGAAGAGUACCUCCUCCGCACAUGAAUUUGUUUUUGUCCUUUUGUGUUUUCCCCACGAUUAGCUUCAUUGUAUGUGAUAGUUAUAUGAAAAUAAUAUAUAUUUCUAACCUCUAA